GGGUAUAUGGGACUAGCGACGGUUGUUCAGAUUUUUAAUUUUCUUUCGCUUCGAUUCUUCAACUCUCUCGCUUCCCUAAGCAAGAGGUACUCUCCAAUGGGGGAAGUAGUGGAGAACACCAACGCCGCUCCGGUCUCCGAAGACAAGCUGUACGGCUUUAAACGCCAGGAGAUGUACAGUGGCGCCCUCGCCGGCUCCGUCGCUCCGUACGGUCGCCACGUGUUCCUUUGCUACAAGAGCCACGAGACCUGGCUUCCUCGCGUCGAAUCCGAAGGUCUCCCGCAGCGUUUCGCUAAGUCGUUCAAGGAUCGGAGAGCUGAUUUCGCUGUUGAGACGAAGCUGACGGUGUGUGGUGGUGGAGGUGGUGAAUCUGAUGGAGAUGUGUUGGUUUUCCCUGAUAUGAUCAGAUACAAGGCGCUUAAGGACACAGAUGUGGAUGCUUUUGUGGAAGAUGUGCUUGUUAACGGGAAACCGUGGACCUCUGGGAUUCAGGAAGAGUUAUCAGGUUCCUUUGUAUUUGUGUGCGCUCAUGGUAGCCGGGACAAAAGAUGCGGUGUUUGUGGACCAGCUCUUAUUGAGAAGUUCGAGCAGGAGAUAGGCUCCCGUGGACUUUCAGACCAAAUCUUCGUUAAGCCAUGCUCUCAUAUCGGUGGGCACAAGUAUGCUGGAAAUUUGAUUGUCUUCAGCCCUGAUCCAGCUGGAAAUGUUUCUGGCCAUUGGUAUGGCUAUGUGACUCCUGAUGACGUGCCUGCAAUGCUUGAUCAGCACAUUGCAAAAGGAGAAAUCAUACAAAACCUUUCCAGGGGCCAGAUGAGACUAAGACCUGAGGGUGAGGAAGCUGAGAAAGAGGAUGAGCAUAAAGUCCCAGACGGAAACAGCGUAGUAGAACGCGAAUCAGUGGAGAUGAAAGGAUUCACAGGAGGUUGUUGCCAAGGUGCAAAAGGGGUUUCAUGUUGCCAGGAGCAAACUCCAGAACCAGUCAAGAAAGAAACAUCAGUGAAGCAGAACUGGUUCAAAUGGCUGGAGAAAGAAGAGGUUCUCUUGGCCUUGGGAGCUGCCGCAGUUGGGGCCAUCGCAACCAUAGCAGUGGCUUACAGCAUUUACAGGAGGGCUGUUCGUUUGGUUGCCGCAGGUACCGGCGGCAGCGACAGCGUCAACAUUCUGCGUCAACUCUUGUUCGUUUCGUUGACGCAGGAAACUGCGUCUGACGCCGAUAAAAUCUGCGGUCGCGAUAUAGUAUGCGUCAGCGGCAGCGUCAGCGUCUGCGAAACGAACAACAACUGUCCUCAUUGACGCUGCCGCUGCCGCUGACGCCGAAACCUCCGGCAACCAAACGAACAUGACUUAUAUCAAAUCUUUUUCUAGUUUGAUUGUAAAUGGAAUAACGGAUAAUCUAGCUGCUGACAAUC
This is a messenger RNA of Brassica oleracea var. oleracea, 1409 nucleotides long. RefSeq lists its product as uncharacterized. Lineage: Eukaryota; Viridiplantae; Streptophyta; Magnoliopsida; Brassicales; Brassicaceae. The record is from RefSeq and is a predicted model, not a curated record. The transcript has 6 exons. Bases 7 to 1293 code for a protein of 428 amino acids.